GCCGCUCUCAUUGUUGCUGUUUUGUGGCCGGUGUGUUUGCUAGUUUACAUUUUUGGUUCUUGGUUGUUUCCCUCGCGCGGAGCGGAGCGUUCUCCCCUGCGAUAUCUCGGAUUUUACGCGGCGCGUCCUGUUGACAAACAAUCGGGAUAAUUGAGAGAAAACGCAGAAGGUCCGACGGUGGUGGUUGUCGGCGGUGGCGGAAAAGAUGCAAAAUCUGGAGGAGGUGUUGCAGGCGCUCGAUGAGUUCCAGAAGAUGCGACCGUCGGUGAUCCCGCAGGAGCUCGAGGACUACCUGUGCUGGGUCGCCAAGACCGGCGACCCCAUCUACCAGUGGCCGCUGAUCAAGACCCUCGUGCGGGAGAAGCUCACCCGCGUAAUGACGGACUUCUACGAGAGCUGCACCACUCUGGAGAUCGCGCCCUGCCCGAACGUCGAGCACUUCAACUACGACACCAUGAAGAGUAACCUGCUCGAGAGGCUCGAGUCGUUCGCGAACGCGCCCUUCACCGUCCAGCGGAUAUGCGAGCUGUUGACGGCGCCGCGCAAGGAGUACAAUCGCGUGGACAAGUUCAUGCGCGCCAUCGAGAAGAACAUCCUCGUGGUGUCGACGCGCGAGCCCGGCCCGAUAACCAGACGCGGCGAGACCGGCGACGGUAUGGUCAACGGAUCCGUCGAGGAGGACGCGGCCUCCGUCACACAGCAGCAGCAGCAACCGCCGCCACCGUCGCAGCCGCCGCCGCAACCUUCCUCGCAGCCGCCGACGCAGCCGAGCGCGCCGGACGUCGACAUGGACUGGGAGAAGGACUGCAACCCCACCGUCACGAUUAGCGUGCACACCGUCGAGAGCGAGCCGCAGACCCUCCUGCACGGCGCCGUCAUGCCGGCCGCCGAUUCCGCGCUGGCCAAGAAUCUGUUUGCGGACGAGGCGGCGGUGCGGGACAAGUUCGAGCAGGCCGCCCCCAGGACGGACGUGGCGGCGUCCAACUACAUCACCGCCGUCGCGGACUUCUCCGCCAUACCGAAUGUAAAUGUGCAGCCGCACGGACCGGCGCCGGAGGCCGUGGCGACCGCCGUUCCAGUUGUGCAGAGUCUACCGGCCGUCGGGACGGCGCCCGACGACUCGACGCUCCCGGGCGCUGACGUAGCAGUGGCGAUCAUCAACGAGGACACCAAUUCCCAGCCCAAUUUGGACUUGGAGAGCGAGGAGAUCGAGGCGACGGAGACGGCGAGUGUCGCGACGACAACUGCGACGGCGACAACGGCGACGGCGACGACUGCGACGACGACGACAGCGACGGCGACGUCCACGUCGGCGGUGGUGGCGGCGGCGACCACGACGGUGACCGUGGUGGCGACGGUGAUUCCGUUGACGACGGACACCACGCGGAAGCUGCAGGCUGCCUUCCAGGCGAAACGCUUCGACUCGGGCGACAGCAAGUGCACGGACAGACCCGACGAGAAGACGACGGAGCCGGCCAAGUUGGGCGAUGCGGAGGAGGCGAUCGAGCGUCCCGCGAAAAGCGAGGAAGCGACCCUGGCCAAAUCGAGCCCCGAGCGUAUGGAUCUUAACGAGAUGUCUCCCGACGAAAGUAGAUUAACCGACAAUUUAUUGCAGACCAACAUCAAGGCGAGAUCCGACGACGCGGACAGUGCGGAGAGUGUAGUCGAGGAGAGGCUGCCCGAUAAACAGGAGGAAGAGGGAGCGUCGAUCCUCGAGGAGAUGGACGAGGAGAACUUGCGUCCCACGAGCGGUCACCACGCGAACGCGACCGAGUUUCUCGAGUCGCGGCCGGUGGAGAAGAACAGCGCAGCCACCCCCGACGGGUGCGUGAGCGCGGUCAUCGUAUCCAGCAGCGACGCGAUGUACAAGACGGAAAAGUCUGAGGUGCACUCCGAAGAGGCGUCCGCGGCAAUUUCUUCUACAGAGUCUACGUUCGCGCACGAUCGACCUACGAGCGAGAAAACGGAGAGCGUGGAAGCGCUGGGUAAAGUCUCAGAAGCCAUUCCUACGGUAGCGUCUUCCAACAGCAACGCUAACGGACGAGAGGAGCACGAGGCUGAGUUUAACGACGACAAUUUGAACAUUAUGGAAAUCUCCAACGAUAAGCUGGCUCUUGCCGAGGCGUCAGAGCCGAUAAGCGUCGUGGAAGAACCCAAAGAACCGGCGUCCGCAAUUGAGAAACUCGACCCUGUCUCGUCCACCGUCGUCGAGAUGACAGACGACAGCCCUGACAAUGCCGCUUGUCGGUCGCCAAAGGACGAUAAGUUAACGGGUGUUCCAGACGACAGUUUAGCAAAUUCACAAGGCAAUAAAGCGGCUGCGUGCAUCGCGAUAACGGGGAAUCAAUCUUCUGUAAUAGAGAGUAUAGCGUGUAGAAGGGAGGCGAUGGAAUCGAUGGAGGUCGACGACGAAGAAUCAUUAGCGACGUUUCAACCGGAUGAACCUAUGGAGCAGGAAACAAUAGAGGAGUUGUCGAAAAGUUAAUCUUGACUUGUCUAAUUGGUCUCUCCUUCCCUUCGUUUAACGUUUAGGCAUCUAUUCUUAAGACAGAUGUCGGAAUACGAACCAACACGUAAAUAUCUUUGCGCAUAAAGUAAGACGCUUGCAACAUGCUUGUGAUGCGAUAUAUACAUAUGUGUAUUGUAUGUAUGUAUAUGUAUACACACAUACGUACACACGAGAUUGUAUGUGUAUACAUAUAUGUGCACAUACAUAAUUUCUAUAAUUGGUAAUUACGAAUCAUAAGAGUGAAAUGGUGAGCAAACGUUAGGUAAUGCUAAAAAAAAAAAGAAACGAAAAACUUGACUCCUAAUUUAAAUAUUAACCGCUGCUUUAAUUUAUUUUGGAUUUAUCGUUAGACUGAAUAUAAGCUCUGAUAUUUACCUGUAAAGAGAUGUGUCGAAGUGAAUUUUCUAUGAUUCUCGGAAGGAAAAAGAACACUGCCUACUCCUUAAAAAAAAAAACAAGAUUGUAAUACUGUGAAACCGCUUGUAUAGAAGUCAGAUUUGGUAAACAUUUAAAUACGGAUUUAUACAAGUACCAUGGAUAUCCGCUUAGAAUAAGGUUGUGCCUAUAAUUAUUAUGUACAUUGCACACUGGACAGGUAUACCUAAUGAGAUGAAUUUUUAAAUAAUGUACGAGUACCGUGCAGAUUCACGUGACACUUUUACAAUCGAGGCGAGCGGAGACGAGCUGCGUUCGUAAUCACAGCCUUAUACUAAGUUCCGAUCAAAUCUGGAUAUGCGUAAUGCCAAAGGAACCAGUUAACUCCACGAAUAUGUUCGAAAAUAAAUCGCAGAUACGUUCUUUGCAAAACUUUUUGUAGUCUUCAGAGACACCAGACCAAUGUUGCUUUAACUGUCUAUUAAAACUGCUGAAGAACUUACGUUCGAGACCAAUUAUUUCGAGUGUUUCGUAUAUAAUUGUUUAUCAUAAUCGGAGCAUCAUUAAAAUUCAUUUCACAAUUUCCGUUGUCAUUAGUAGGCAAGUAUCAGUAGGGUAUUUUCUUUUUGCGUUUGCUGCUAUAUGAAAGAGAAAAAGGCUCGAACAGAGCGAGCUAUGUUCUGCGAGCUUACAAGCAGCUCUUUGUGAUCGGAUAUUAACAUUCUGAUUCCUCCCGUGUCCUCUUUUCGACAAACAAAGAAGGUGUAUUUUAAGUUGAACUGUGCAUACAGGAAAUCUGAAUGAGAAACUUUAAAGCGGCCCAUUGCAAACUGAUGAAACUGACCUUAUUGAAAUUGAUUCACAAAUUAGAAUCCGUCAGCAUUAUAUCGAAUCGCUUACAGUUAUAUGUAUUUGCACAAAAUGUUCACAAGCGGAUUCGACGCGGUUCUACUGAAACGUUAUUAGAAUAUUGUAGGAAUAUGGGAUAUAUUAAUUUAAGAAUUAAACUAGAUUAAUAACACACAAUAUACGAAUGUGGAUAUCUAAAAAAGAUAGCUGUACAUUAUUUUAUAAAAAAAUAUAUAAAACUGAGAGAUUGUCAA
Vollenhovia emeryi is the source of this 3987-nucleotide messenger RNA. RefSeq lists its product as uncharacterized. Gene Ontology annotation, biological process: protein dephosphorylation. NCBI's taxonomy places the organism in Eukaryota, Metazoa, Arthropoda, Insecta, Hymenoptera, Formicidae. The transcript has a single exon. The record is from RefSeq and is a predicted model, not a curated record. The coding region runs from base 206 to 2485 and encodes 759 amino acids. Gene Ontology annotation, molecular function: protein phosphatase regulator activity. Gene Ontology annotation, cellular component: protein phosphatase 4 complex; cytoplasm; nucleus.